This is a messenger RNA of Diabrotica virgifera virgifera (western corn rootworm), 5048 nucleotides long. Its product is annotated as glutamate receptor ionotropic, delta-2-like. The record is from RefSeq and is a predicted model, not a curated record. Bases 6 to 2147 code for a protein of 713 amino acids. Gene Ontology annotation, cellular component: membrane. Lineage: Eukaryota; Metazoa; Arthropoda; Insecta; Coleoptera; Chrysomelidae. Gene Ontology annotation, molecular function: ligand-gated monoatomic ion channel activity. The transcript is spliced from 11 exons.
UCGACAUGGAUAUUUUCAAAUGCCAACGUCUGAUCUGGCUUUGCGCAACUAUUUAUGUAACCGUUUAUUGUACCGAUGUACCUAAAAAUAUUGCUUUUAUGACAGAUUAUAUCAAAUGGAGGAAAAUUAACUAUAUGAUCAUUGUUGAUAAGCCGGAAAAUGCAGUAAGUACCGUGAAAAUGGCAAAAGACAACUUAAAUACUUUUGUAUCGAAAAACAUUUAUUUUACUCUUCACACAUCUCUGAAAUAUUCCGAAGUGACUUUAAAUCAAACCAAAGUUAAAAUUGGGAUCAUUACUUUCUUGGAAUCAAACUUUUCAGUGACAGACUUCUUAGAACAGGCCAACAAAAUCAGUAGAUAUGGUGAAAAAGCAGCUUGGUUAAUUGUGGAUAAUUGUCAUUAUCUGAUGACCAUAAUGGAAAAGCUACGAUACGCGAGUUUCGAUUUGAAUGCUGACAUCGUCAUUGCAGCAGAUCCAAUUUACAGUCUGCCUCUUACUUUGAAUACCACAGAUAACACAACUCAAUGGGACAUAUCCUUCAGUCAAACAGAAGAUUUUUUACCUUUUCGAUACACGGGAAAUCAGACAUUAAAUUUAACUCAGACUUGUUUUGAAAAAGACAAUUCAUCAAUCUUCAAUCAAGAGAGUUAUUUGUUGUACCAGAUCUACAAAAUAAAAAGAAAUAUGAAUACUUCCUUGGUUGCUCAUAAACUAGGUAUAUGGGAUCCAGUAAACGUUACAAGGAAUCUAAAGCCCUUUGUGGACUCCGACAGUAGACAGGAGUUUUACAAAUUUCCACUAAUUUUUGGAGUAGUUAAUACUGCUGCUGAAGGAACUCUUAAAGAGAGUGAUAUUGCACCAAAGAGAAGGCAUUUUGCAAAUUAUUUUGUCGACCUCUUUAAUGCAAGUAAAGUUUUUAUGGGAUUUGCCAAAAUUGGACAUAGAGAAAACGGAGAAUGGACUGAUUUCUUAAGUGCUAUAAAAUCAGAAGACGUAGAUUUAAGUGCAGAAGGUAUUUCAAGAACUCCGGAACGAACUAAUGAUUUCAGCUUUAGUUAUACUAUCAUCAGAAAUACAAGGAACAUCUACAUUGAACCUGCAAAAUCGCAAAAAAUGCGGGAUAUAUUUCUCGUCCCGUUUGAUUACAGACUGAUACUGUGCGUUGUCGUAACUGGCCUAAUCUUGGCCACUGCGAUAACUUUAAACAACAUGGUCGACUCUAGAUUUUGCUCAAAAGAUAUCCAGAAUAGAACGAAAAGUUUUUCUGAAUCUGUGGUGUGGUGUAUCGGAGUAUUCUCCCAGCAAGGAAGUAUUUGGAAAACACGAACAAAUCCAGAAAAAAUCAUCGUGCUGAUUUCCCUAAUGUUUACGUUACUAAUAUAUAACUCUUAUUCGGCGUUUAUUACUUCUGUGUUAUCUGUAGAAUUGUCCAGCAUUCGUAGUGUUAAAGAUUUGCUGGAGAGCGACUACACCAUUGGAUAUGCUAAAGAUAGCCAAGAUGAAGAUUACUUAAGAUCGGUUAACAUCAGUGAACUUAAGCAAAUAUACUUAAGAGGAUAUAUUCAAAAUGACAUUACUAACAUUUCCGAAGGUCUGCAGAAGGUAAUAGGAGGUAAUUAUGGACUAUUUGCAUCGGGGGAAGAGGCCAGACCGGAACUAGCUAAUCUGAGUAACUGGAAAUGCAAGUUUGAUAUCGAUGAGAUCAAGAUUCAGUAUACACAAGAGUAUUUUGGGAUUCUUAUGUCAAAGAAGUCGCCAUAUAAAAGGCUGAUUAAUUUAAGCGUCAGCAGAAUGUACGAAACUGGAAUUUAUGAUUACAUCUUUUCUAUAAUAUAUCCCGCAUUGAUGAAAUGUGAAAAACCAAAAACCUUUCAAAGUGCUAGACUUGCCGAUCUAUCCACGGCCUUCUUUAUCUUACUUUUAGGAUGUGCUGCAAGCUUCACCAUUAUGAUUCUUGAAUGUGUCUGGAAAAAAAGACACAAAAUAUACAAAAACAUAAAGAAAAGAUGGACACACGAACAAGAUUUUCAUAUGAAUAGAUACUAUCAACAAAAUAAUUGUAUGUAUUCACUUCCCCCGAGAUAUCCUGGGGAUGUAACCAUAAACCAUGGUCCGAGGAACAAGUUCCAUGGGUUCAUUAAUUAAGAAAUGUUUUUAAAUUAUACCUACUCGGGACGUUAUCUUUCUUUGAAAUGACCAUACAUUUUUUUUAUAAAAUUCCUAACAGAGGAAGUUUAACCCUUCUCUCUUAGGACAUACAGCACGCGAUAUAUCUUAUAUUAUCUGUACACCUACUUCUCCAAAUACCAUUUUCGUAGAUGUCACCAAUUAUUCCUCUUAGCAGCAUGCGUUUAAAAAAUAUGAGCGGAAUAUGCUCAUUCAUCUGCCUUGGAGAUUGUCCACGCUUCUGAUCCACAUGUCAUAUUAGAUUCAGUAGACUAGCUAUGGUUGGUACUAUGUAUUGGUGAAUAAAGCCUGGAGAAAAACUUGUGAAACUGGAGGCUAAACUCUAGGGCUGUAGCAACAUGGACUUGCGGAAAUUCGUCCUUGAGCAUUGCAUCCGUUUAUUACUAUAGUCUGUUUUUAAACCAAGAGGAGUAAUUCAAAUUUGUUUGUAAUUGGUCUAACCUCAGGCAGGUUUACUCCACCCUUAUCAAAUUUUAACACUAAUGUCAUUUAUAAAAUUUUGACACUAUUGGUAUUACAUAGGUUAAUUAAGUCAUAUCAGUAAUUUUUUGUAUUUUCUGCAUUAUUCCUUUAAUUUUUAGAUUGUUAGUCUGUUUUAUAAUAUAAAAAAAAACAGUUGUAUUUGGAACUCUUUAGCGACGUAUUGGUAUAAUAAAAUAUUUAUGGAUUACCGUCAAAGCCGAUAUGAUCAACCAGAAAAGAAGAUGUAUUUGGUGAUAUUUCUAGCGACUUUCUUGAGUGUAAAUCUGUUUUUUAGUUUACCUCCUCUUGGUUUAAACACAAAGCUUAGUAAUCUAGUAUAUUACAGAUAUGAUAUUUUCAUGAAAAAUUGUCCAGAGUUUGAUUUAUAGUUUCUGCGUAUUUUAUUAUAUUCUACGUCCACCGUGAAUCAAUUGUAGUCAGUGGCGGCUCGUCAGGGUCGGCAGGGUCGGCAGUGCCGACCCACACAUUUAUGGACACAUUAUAGAUUUUUUAAAUAUUUAAUUUAAUCGGAGUUGAUGAUAUUCGUUUCUGUGAAAUAAAAAAUAUAUCUGUGAGAUAAUACAUACUAAAUUUUAUUCAUUGUUUUUAAAAGACUUCGAUCCCGAUACGUUAGUUAAGUGAUCCCUGUGCGCUGUGCGUAAGAGACUUUUCAAAUUCAUGAUCCUAUAGCCAUGCACCCGCACCCGAUUGCGAUUGUGUGAAUUCUUAUUAUAAAGCCCGGCACGGCAUGCCGUGCCCAGAUCGAGGAUUUGCUAUAUAAUAAGAAGCUAUGAAAUAUUAGCCGAUAGGCAACCAAUUAUACAUUCUCCGUACUUAUUUGAAUGCAAAGUACGGCAGCGGGUACCUCUGCCGAGGCCGAGCGGUGAUCUGCAAACGGCAGAAACUCACGUACGUAUCCACGUAUUGCCUUGCUGGCGCGCCCGGAAUAAUUAUGAAAUAGGUAAGUAGUUUUACGUCUUUUAAUUUUUAAUAUUAUUAUUGAUAUUGUAAUUCUUUUAAGUUUUUUGGAAUUACCAUUUAGGGGACAGGAUGUAUCGAAGCAUUCGUUAAAUCAAGUUAAUUAUAGAGAACAAAUAAAAUUCUUUAACAAAUACGAUCUGGAAUUUUCUAAUUUAUUUUCUGACUCGAAGAAUAUACCGGCGUACCUAAAAGAGCACAGAAUGAAAGAAUCAAUUAGUAUUUACAUUUUGAUCCUUUUCCGUAGAAGUAGACGAAACUACUGAUAGAGGUAACAUGUCAUUCACAAGUAUCAAUAAUUGUUCUUCGAUACGCGUUACGUCUAAAUUUAUGAGAGGUUGUUAGGUUUUCAGACAUGAGUAGAAGCCAUAAGACAGAAUAUAUUUUUGGUGUUUUAAUUUAAAGGAUAGAUUCAAUUUUUUGAUAUCAAAAAUAAAUUGGUAAGGCAAAUUUAUGACGGGGCUGUCUUGAUGUCCAGUGAAUUGUAUGGUCUCCGGACAAAAGUUAAAACAAUUGCACCAGGCAAAACUAUUAUUUACUCACUGUUAUAAGUCAUUGACCUCUUUGACUAUUCAAAAUUUAAAAGUUACGCCAAAGAAUUUUCAAAAUAUUAUUAAAAUAUUAUUCAUUAAAAAUUAUCCAUCAUUUUUUAAUCAAAUAAAAUAAGAAAAUUAAUUAACAGUUUUAUAUUCUGAUCCAAAUAUUUUCGGAAGGUGGGAUAAGUUACAGACUAUGUAUAAUUCUAUAUACUGCAAUUCAUUAGGUACAACAAACUGUUCCCGAAAUUAAUAAAUUAUUGUGCUCAAAUGUGGGCAAAUUCUGUCUCAAAUGAACGGGAUUUCUCUUGUCUCAAAAGAGUCAAAAUGUAUUGUCGAAACACCAUGAAACAGGAGAGAAUGUCAAACUUGUCUCAAAUGUCGAUAGAAAAAAACUUUUAAAAUCCCUCCAAAACAAUAAUAAAUUUUACAAUUACAUACAUUAUAACCCAUUUUGCUACUUCGAAACAACAUAGACUAAAGUUAAUUUAUAAACAGGUAUAGUUUCUAAAUUUAUAGGAAAAAAACAAAAAAAAAACAAAAAAAAUAAAAAAAAACAAAAACCAAAGAUCUCCUAUGAAAUUAAAGCCUUUGGAGACAAAACCUUGCCGAUCCUGUCCCUAAAGCCAAGAGCCGCCACUGAUUGUAGUGUUCCUUGCUCAAAUAACAUUCUUAAAAGUAGUUUACCUAUAAUAUUUCCAUUAUUUUAUCAUUUUUGCAUUCUACAAGAAAGUGUUUGACUUAUAGUUGCUUUGAAAAGUUUUACAUUCGUAACUGUUGUAAGACAUGUGAUGUUUGACAGUAAAUUUUUCAAGAAUAAUGUAAAAUCACUUUCCCUUAUUUAACAUCUUUGCAUAACAUAGUCGCACCAAAAAAUGUUGGU